AUGGAAGAGGAAGCACGGAACUUCAUCAACGUGUGGCUCACGGUCCUCUCGUGCGUGUGCUACUGCUACUUCGUCUCCUCUAGCCUCCCGCCGGGCAAGCUCCAGCUCUUCUCUCUCCUCCCCGUCUUCUCCCUCUUCGCCGCGCUCCCCCUCCAGCUCUCCACUGUCCUCCCCACUGGCAUCACCUCCUUCUUCAUCACUUGGCUCGCCUCCUUCAAGCUCCUCCUCUUCUCCUUCGGCAAGGGCCCCCUCUCCUCCAGACAAGCUGCUAUUGCAGGUUGGGCAUGUUUAUUUGGUUUCCUGUGUCGAAUUCGAAUAAGAAUUGAGGUCGAUGUUGAUGGGCACCCAAAGUGGGUCCUGCUUCUCUAUUCGUGCAUGCUUUAUCUCUACGUCGACAUGAUUGUGGGGCUGAGCAACGCCGCGCGUGCCAUCCUCAGCAUCGAGCUUCAGAUGCCCUCCGACGAGCCCUACCUUUCCACAUCAUUCCAAGAUUUCUGGGGCCGAAGGUGGAACCUCACCGUGACCAACGCCCUGCGGCACACCGUGUACAAGCCCCUAAAGUCGUUCCUCGAACCGCACUUGCAGGCCACGUGGGCGACGGCGGCUGCGGUCAUGGCGGCGUUCCUCAUGUCCGGGCUGAUAUGAC
Eucalyptus grandis is the source of this 646-nucleotide messenger RNA. Its product is annotated as probable long-chain-alcohol O-fatty-acyltransferase 1. The record is from RefSeq and is a predicted model, not a curated record. Lineage: Eukaryota; Viridiplantae; Streptophyta; Magnoliopsida; Myrtales; Myrtaceae. Gene Ontology annotation, biological process: lipid metabolic process.